Fulmarus glacialis (Northern fulmar) is the source of this 2373-nucleotide messenger RNA. RefSeq names its product xeroderma pigmentosum, complementation group C (gene XPC). Gene Ontology annotation, molecular function: damaged DNA binding; single-stranded DNA binding. NCBI's taxonomy places the organism in Eukaryota, Metazoa, Chordata, Aves, Procellariiformes, Procellariidae. The transcript has 12 exons. The coding region runs from base 25 to 2373 and encodes 782 amino acids. Gene Ontology annotation, cellular component: nucleus; nucleotide-excision repair factor 2 complex; cytoplasm. Gene Ontology annotation, biological process: nucleotide-excision repair; mismatch repair. The record is from RefSeq and is a predicted model, not a curated record.
AGAGAAUCUCCAGUUAAAAAAGAGAUGGAUGAAGACAAUACUGACGAUGAUGAUGAUGAAAGUGAAGAUGAAUGGGAGGAUGUGGAAGAACUCCAGGAACCUGCCACAGAUAAAUUAGAAGAAGCUGGUGUUCUUCCGGCAGUGGUGCUGCCAAGCAAUCCUGUCGAGAUAGAGAUUGAAACCCCAGAGCAGAUGAAGAAAAGAGAGAGGAGAGAAAAAAGGAGAGCCGAGUUUGAGAUGUAUCUUCGGAGAAUGAUGAAACGUUUCAGCAAGGAGGUUCGUGAGGACACACAUAAGGUUCACCUCUUGUGUUUAUUAGCAAAUGGUUUCUAUAGGAACAGGAUCUGCAGCCAACCAGAUCUUCAUGCCAUUGGUCUAUCCAUCAUCCCCAUCCACUUCACAAAAGUGCCUGCAGGCCAAGUGGACCUUCUCUACCUUUCCAACUUGGUGAAAUGGUUUGUUGGAACCUUCACUGUCAAUGAUGAGCUUUCCACUGAAAAAGGAGAGCCCCUUCAGUCGACCUUGGAGAGGCGCUUUGCCAUCUAUGCUGCACGAGAUAAUGAAGAGUUGGUUCAUAUAUUUUUAAUAAUUCUGCGAGCAUUGCAGCUGCUGUGUCGCCUCGUGCUGUCUUUUCAGCCCAUUCCUCUCAAAGAGACAAGAGCAAAGGGAAAAAGCUCAUCCAAGAGGCAGUCUCUCAGUGGUACCUCUGAGGGGCAGGAGAGCUCUGCCACAACACCCAAAGCUGUGGCAAAAAAAUGCCCCUGCAGAAAAGCCAAACAGGAUGAAAAAUCCUCAGAGAGCGAAGAAGACAACAAGGAGCCAAAGAAACACAAAACUGCUCAGACCAAAAGGACACGCAAGUCAAAGCUGACUACAGGCAGCCAGGAACAGAAGGAAUCUAGUAAUGAAGAGACCUGUUUAGUGGAAAGAGAUGUGCCAGUCAGGCCCAAGAAUGAUCGCCGGAGACGAGUGGCCUCCAAAGUGUGUUACAAAGAAGAGAGUGGAAGUGAUGAGGGCAGUGUUUCGGACUUUGAGGUUUCAGAAGAGGAGAAUGAUCUCUCAGAUGAGGAUUUUGAAACUGUCUCUAAAAGGCAGAGGAGCUCACUGGGCUCCCAGAAGUCAAAGGUAACGGCUAUAAAAAGCCCAAAAACUGAGACUUCAGAAUCAAGGCUAUCCAAAAAUUCAUAUGGAGCUAAGCCUAGGCCAGCAAAAAGUACAGCUCCAGCGUUGCCUCAUGCACAGAGAAAGAGAAACAAAAUAAUUUCUAGUGAUGAGGAUGAUGGACAGCAGGAGGUAAGGAAAGUGACAGGCAGAGACCAGUGGCUGGAGGUUUUCCUUGAACGGGAGGACAAGUGGGUGUGUGUAGACUGUGUUCAUGGCAACGUUGGCCAGCCCCAGCUGUGCUUCACAUAUGCCACAAAGCCGCUUUUCUAUAUUGUGGGAUUUGACAACGAUGGGAGUGUCAGGGAUGUGACGCAAAGAUAUGACCCAGUGUGGAUGACUGCAACAAGGAAGAGUCGUGUGGACCCUGAGUGGUGGGAAGACACGCUACAGCCAUAUAAAAGUCCCUGUGUGGAAAGAGACAAGAAGGAGGAAAAUGAGUUUCAAGUUAAGCUUCAAGAUCAACCUCUACCAACAGCAAUUGGAGAGUACAAAAACCACCCUCUUUAUGCACUGAAGAGGCACCUCUUGAAAUAUCAGGCAAUCUAUCCUGAGUCAGCUGCUGUCCUAGGGUACUGCAGGGGAGAGGCUGUCUACUCCAGAGACUGCGUACACACGCUGCACUCCAGGGACACUUGGCUGAAGCAAGCUCGAGUGGUGAGGAUUGGAGAAGUGCCUUACAAGAUGGUGAAAGGAUUUUCCAACCAGGCAAGGAAGGCACGCCUUGCAGAGCCUGCAAACCGGGACAAAGAGGACUUGGCACUGUUUGGUCGCUGGCAGACAGAGGACUAUCAGCCACCUAUAGCAGUGGAUGGAAAGGUUCCUCGGAAUGAAUAUGGAAAUGUUUAUCUCUUCCUGCCAUCCAUGUUACCCAUUGGCUGUGUGCAGCUGAGACUCCCAAACCUGAACAGAUUGGCGCGGAAGUUGGACAUUGACUGUGCUCAAGCCAUCACUGGAUUUGAUUUUCAUGGCGGCUACUCGCACCCAGUUACCGAUGGCUAUGUUGUCUGUGAGGAGUAUAAAGAGGUCCUCAUUGCUGCUUGGGAGAAUGAACAAGCAGAAAUAGAAAAGAAGGAGAAGGAGGUGAGAAUUAUUUUUGCAGCUUCCUUAUUGUUACAUUUAUUAAGUAAAUUUCAUUUAAACUGUGGACAGUCGAACAAGGGUGGGCUGUGUAAGCAACAGACACAGAGCUCUGUGACUGUGAGCGGCUAG